CUCUGGAGCCCGCCGCGCAAGCUGCAGCCACUCGCUGCCACUCGCGCGGUAGCGGAACUGGCGCCUGCUCCACGCGCGGCAGGCAUGCGUGCCCAAGCUGUACCAGUGCCAGCGCUGUGGCUCCUCGCGCUGGGCGCGCUGCUGUGGCCCGGGGCCGACACCUGGGAGCUCACCAUCCUGCACACUAACGACUUGCACAGCCGACUGGAGCAGACCAGCCAGGACUCCAGCAAGUGCGUCAAUGCCAGCCUCUGCGUGGGCGGCGUGGCGCGGCUCUUCACCAAGGUGAAAGAGAUCCGCAAGGAAGAGCCCAAUGUGCUGCUGCUCGAUGCUGGCGACCAGUACCAGGGCACCAUCUGGUUCACGGUGUACAAGGGCACCGAGGUGGCACACUUCAUGAACGCCCUACGCUACGAUGCCAUGGCACUGGGAAAUCAUGAAUUUGAUAAUGGUGUAGAAGGACUGAUUGAUCCACUCCUCAAAAACGCCACAUUUCCAAUUCUGAGUGCAAACAUUAAAGCAAAGGGGCCGCUAGCAUCUCAAAUAUCAGGACUUUAUGCUCCAUAUAAAGCUAUUUCCAUUGGUGGUGAAAAGGUGGGAAUUGUUAGAUAUACCUCACAAGAAACGCCCUAUCUCUCAAAUCCAGGAAGAGAUUUAGUAUUUGAAGAAGAAAUUGCUGCCUUACAACCUGAAGUUGAUAAACUAACAACUCUAGGUGUGAACAAAAUAAUUGCACUGGGACACUCUGGCUUUGAGAUGGAUAAACUCAUCGCUCAGAAAGUGAAGGGAGUGGACGUCGUGGUGGGAGGCCACUCCAACACAUUUCUUUAUACAGGUAAUUAUUUCCCAAAAAUGAUGUGGGCCAGGAUGUCUAGAUAA
Talpa occidentalis (Iberian mole) is the source of this 879-nucleotide messenger RNA. Its product is annotated as 5'-nucleotidase-like. Gene Ontology annotation, cellular component: plasma membrane. NCBI's taxonomy places the organism in Eukaryota, Metazoa, Chordata, Mammalia, Eulipotyphla, Talpidae. The record is from RefSeq and is a predicted model, not a curated record. Gene Ontology annotation, biological process: AMP catabolic process. Gene Ontology annotation, molecular function: nucleotide binding; 5'-nucleotidase activity; metal ion binding.